UUUAUUUUUAUAAUUAAAUUUUACUAUUGUUGUUUUAGUUUUUAGUCUAAAAAAGGUACUAUAUCUCUGUUUGAUGAAUAAAUAAAUAAAUAAAUGAAAGAUAAGUUGAUACUGAAAAUAAAAAAAUAGGGUUUCCGCUUCUGAAAUGGGAACUUCCAUGUGGCAACCCUAUUUGAAAGGAAAAAUUGUCACAUAACUAAAACAUUCAUAUCUUUGUUAUUAGGCCGGAUAAAAUUUUUUUUUAAAUGCCAAACGAAAGUCAAAAUAUUAAAAAAACAUAAUAAAAUAAUAUAAAGAACGUAACCCUACAAAUGUGGCAACCCCAUACAAAUGAAUACAACACUGACAAAAAUCUUCUUUGAACAAAACAGUAUAACCUUCAAUGCACUAGAAAGCUAAACUAUACGCCAUAUUUUAGAUAAUACUCCCUUCUAUCUAAAAAAUGUCGGGUGCCACCUCGCAAAUGCAGACAAGUACUCGGCAACCCUAUCCAAAUGCUAAAAAACGCAAAAAUCACUUGUUUUUUGACAUUUGGAUAAGGUUGCCGAGUACUUGUCUGCAUUUGCGAGGUGACAUCCGACAUUUUUUUAGAUAGAAGAGAGUCUAAGCUAAACAGGAUGUAUUUUAUAGCCUUUAACUAUAUCAAAUAUUAUACACUUUGGCCAAAAAACAAUUGAUUUUUGCAUUUGGAUAGGGUUUUAGCAUUUGGAUAGGGUUGCUGAGUACUUGUCUGCAUUUGCGAGGUGGCACCUGACAUUUUUUAGAUAGAAGGGAGUAUUAUCUAAAAUAUGGCGUAUUGUUUAGCUUUCUAGUGCAUAAAAAGUUAUACUGUUUUGUACAAAGAAGAUUUUUGUCAGUGUUGUAUUCAUCCCCUGCAGGCCAAGAGCUCGUAUUCUGGUCCCGGCCUUACACACGUCAACAGAGAUGGUUCUCCGACUGAUUCAAUUCAGUAACCCUUCGAUGCCCACUCACGAUUGGAAAGUCCCAAUCAUCGAAAAAGAGCGGGUGGGGCGCUAUCGUUCUGCUCUUGUUAUUAUUAACAAAGAAUCACUGGAUCCUCUGGCUGCAACCGGGGGAGUUAUCCAGUAUGGAUUUGAUAGCCUUGUGCUAAAAAUGUACAAAAAAGAUGAGGAGAUGGCAAGGCUUGCAGGCCAUAUGGCUGAGUCUGAAAUGGAGGAAUUGGGCAUAUGUAAAGCACUUUCAGCAAUGGAAGUGCAUGCAUCAUGCAGCUCUUCCAUUCCAGAUCAGUCGUCAUCUUCGACAGUUCCCGAAGAGGGAACAAAACAAACCCCAGUGUCAGUAAAUGACGCGAACCAAAACCCAGCGUCCGAAAAGGACGCGAAAACAAUAUUUUCCGUAUUGGAAGAUGAUGAGAUGGCUGGAAGUUUGUCCGACAUGAACACUGUCAACGUUGCGCAGGAGGAUCUUCUAUCUGAGGAUGAGUUAUUAAACUCUACCUCAGAAACGGAAGACCUAAAUGCCACAGUGGUGGAGGUUGAUCGUACUGGUUGUAGCCAUGCUGCAGGUAGUACAGAUUAGUCUCCAACACUCCAUAAAGGCUUCGGCCGCCCUUCUUCUCCGACUAAGCGAGUCCAGGUGGAUAUAGUCCUGAUCCAGGAACCUUGGAUUGUAAAAUCCUUGGUGAGAGGCCUUGGGACGAAAGAUUAUUCUCUGCUGUAUGUGACGGAUAAAGGUGAGCCUAGAUCCUGCAUACUAGCAAAGAAAACACUAACAGUAUUUUUACUACCUAAUUACAGCGAUCGUGAUAUCACAACCGCUAGACUGCAGACCUCCAAAGGAACAUAUUGGAUUACGUCUGCUUAUCUAGGCCAUGAUUGUGGGCCGCCUCCGGGGGAGACACUUGGGCGAAUGAUCGCAGCAGCAGCGAGCCAAAAAGUAGAUCUCCUCAUUGGCAGUGAUGCUACUGCUCAUCACACAGUGUGGGGGAGUACUGACGUAAAUGAAAGAGGUGAGUCACUUUUUGAUUUUAUUCUAAGUACUAGUCUCCUUAUUUGUAAUAUUGGUAAUGAACCUACCUUUGUCACAAAGAACCGACAAGAGGUAUUGGACAUUACCCUUAUAUCACAAACAAUUCACCACAAGAAAAUGAAUUGCGCUGUAUCUAAUGAUCACUCAUUCUCAGAUCAUAGGUAUAUCCAAUUUAGUCUCGAAGAUGAAUGCACAAAACUCACCGGUUUUCGUAAUUAUAGGAAAACGGAUUGGGUGAAAUAUAGGGAAACUUUUACUACCUGCUACGAUAAUCAGGACAAUAUUUUCCCUUCUAAUACAGAUGAUCUUGACUUAAAAGUCAACGAUCUCACCAAAGCUCUAAACAACUCCAUGGCUAACUUUGCCUCUUACCAUAAUAAGAGGAAAGAAAAAACCGCACUGGUGGAACAAAGAGCUAGAACCGCUCAGGAAAGACUGUAGAAAGGCUUUCAAUAGGGCUAAACAAACAAGGAACCCAUUAGACUGGGACCUGUAUAAAGUUUCUCUAAAAAGUUACAAGAAACAACUACGGAAAAGUAAAAGAUCCUCCUGGAGGAACUUCUGUAGUAAAAUUGAAGAUUCCUCUGAGGCAUCUAGACUUAGAAAAAUCCUUUCAACUAAUCCAACCAUGCCGAGCUCCCUAAAAGACUCAAAUAGCGAUUGGACUAGCUCCUAUGAGGAAUCGCUAAACUUGCUACUAGACACUCAUUUCCCUGGUAGCUCGAACUCAAAAAGUGACAUUGGUCACCGACCCAACCAAUUUUAUCAAAUUAGUAAAGAUCUUAUUUCCAAGGAUAGACUAAUAUGGGCAAUAAAUAGCUUCCAUCCAUACAAAUCACCUGGGCCAGAUGGUAUCAUACCCGCUGAAUUACAACACGUCUCAGAUAUCAUACUACGAAAGUUGGAAAUUAUAAUGAUAAGCUGCAUAAGCUUCUCGUAUAUUCCAAAGGCCUGGAGAGAAGCAAAGGUGGUUUUUAAACCAAAGGCGGGAAAAUGCUCUCAUGUCACUCCAAAAGAUUUAAGACCUAUUAGUCUAUCAUCCUUUCUGCUUAAGACUCUAGAAAGAAUGAUAGAUAUCCAUUUAAGACAGGAAAUUGAACCAUGUCUGAUCUCUAAGGCACAACAUGCCUACACUAAAGGGAAAUCGGUGGAAACUGCUAUCCAUUCUCUGGUAAGCACCAUUGAAUACUCUCUACACUACAAAUAGUACACUCUUGUCGCCUUUUUAGACAUAGAGGGUGUUUUCAAUAAUGUCAGGAACUCAGCAAUCAUGAAUGCUCUUGACAAUCUCAAAAUAGAAGACCCGCUUAAGAACAUGAUAGAAAUCAUGCUUAGUAGCAGGAUUAUCAGUUCAGAGUUGGGAAACUUCAAAACCCGUAGAGCAGCCAACAGAGGGACCCCUCAAGGAGGGGUCUUAUCGCCUCUCCUAUGGAACUUAGUAGUCAACGAACUGCUGCUAGACCUAGAGGGAGAAGGUUUUAAGGUUAUCGCCUACGCGGAUGAUGUGGCAAUUGCCGUAUCGGGCAAAUACCCACAGACACUUGCAGAACUUCUAAAAACAGCUUUAAACAAGCUAAUUCACUGGGCUAGAGGAUGUGGAUUGGAUAUUAAUCCCCACAAAACGGAACUUGUCCUCUUCACGAGGAAAUACAAGAUUCCAGACUUCAAACUCCCUACAAUUAAAGAGGUAACACUUACUCUAUCCGAUCAAGCUAAAUAUCUAGGACUCAUUUUUGAUAAAAAACUGACCUGGAAGCUCAAUAUUGAAGAAAGAGUUAAAAAAGCCAAUGUGGCACUCUUUUCAUGCAAAAAAGCCAUUGGUGGCAAAUGGGGAUUUUCUCCUAACAUUGCACACUGGCUGUACACAUCGGUCAUAAGACCAAUACUUACAUAUGGGAUGGUAGUUUGGUGGACCGCACUGGACAAAACGAUAAACUUAAACAAGCUUAUCAAAGUCCAAAGGUCAGCAAGUAUAUGCAUAAGCGGUGCGCUGAGGUCAACCCCUUCUGACGCCCUAGACAUACUUCUAAAUCUCACACCCCUAGACAUCUUCAGCAAACAAGUAGCAGCUAGCUCAGCUACUCGUCUAAAAGCAACCUCUCAGUGGACCAGUAAUCAUAUUGGCCACACAAACAUUCUAAACAUUUUCGGAUUCCUUCCGGAUCGUCUAGACUAUACCACACCUCAACUGGUCUUCGAUAAUAAUUUCCAGAACUCCAUUCCCUCCAGAACUGAAUGGGAGAACCUUAGUACUCUGGAUAAUGACUCUUUACACUUCAAUACUGACGGUUCAAAAACCAACGGAAGUGGUAUAUUUUCUGAAAAACAGAAUCUCAGUCUCUUUUUCCGCUUACCAGACCAAUGUCGCGUGUUCCAAGCAGAAAUUCUGGCGAUUAAGGAGGUUCUCUCUUGGCUCAGAGAAAACGUAAUAUCCAACACGGAUAUUCGGAUCUUCUCGGACAGUCAAGCAGCCAUUAAAUCUCUUGCCUCUGUCUCUACAAACUCAAUCAUGGUCCUCGACUGUCAAACAUCUCUAAGGGAGAUGUCUGAGCAGUUUAACAUUCACCUCGUAUGGGUGCCGGGACAUAGAGACAUCCCAGGCAACUGCAGGGCAGACGAACUUGCCAAACUAGGAACAAUUACUGCUCUUCAACCAGAAAGGAACAAUAUAGGAACACCUAUCGCUACAUGCAAACUUAUGCUAAAGCAGGACGCUUUAAAGAAAACCAACCUCAGAUGGACUCAGAGUAAUACUUUCCUUGCUACUAAACAAAUAUGGCCUUGUAUAGACUUGAAACGUUCAAAGGGUUUGUUAAAUUUAAACAGAAUGCAUAUUAGCUCCACCAUAGGUGUCCUUACAGGACACUGUCUAAUAGGUAGACACGCAAAAAGAAUGGGCGUGUUCUCUAACGAUUUCUGCAGAAGUUGCAUGGAUGAAGAAGAAGAGGAAACUGUUUAACAUCUUCUGUGCACCUGCCCUGCUCUCUCUAAUAGAAGAAAACUCCAUCUAGGAGAAUUCUUCUACGAAUACACUAGCGAUCUAGUGAAAACGGACGUUAAAAGUCUAUCUUCAUUCAUAAGAAGCACCGAGUGGUUCGGCUAGUGAGUCCCAACUUGCUAGUCUUUUGUGGUAUCACAAUGGAUCCAUAAGGGUCUAAGUGUGUCGGGUAAUUUGCCUGACAGCCACUACUACCUAACCUAACCUGUAUUCAUUUGAAUGGGGUUGCCACAUUUGUAGGGUUACGUUCUUUAUAUUAUUUUAUUAUUUUUUUUUUAUAUUUUUACUUUCGUUUGGCUUUUAAAAAAAAUUUGUAUCCGGCCAAAUAACAAAGAUAUUAGUUAUGUGACAAUUUUUCCUUUCAAAUAUGGUUGCCACAUGUAAGUUCCCAUUUUAGAAGUGGCAACACUAUUUUUUUUUUUCAGUAUCAACUUAUCUUUCAUUUGACACCAAUUUUAACCUCUAACCUUAUGAGCUAAGUAACUCGACGGUCACCGCUUGGACUAUAAGUUCUUAUACGUUUUACACCAAUCAUUGGCUUUUUGGGACCAAUUACAGAUUGUACUGUCUCUUCGAAAAAAACACCCUUUCACCUAAAUUUGCUUUCUAUCCCAAACUCAACGUUUUUACCGAAUUUCAUUAGGGUGGCCCAUCAAUAUUGUUUUCACACAAAAAAACACCCUUUUAACCAUGAUAUUUUUAUACAUUUUAGAUUCUUGUUUCUAAUCUUUAAAGUAACAUAAUUGCUGAGUUUCAAUAUGAAGCAGUAGAAACAGAGUAGUUUGGAAACGCAUAUACUGAUGAACUUUGGCUUACUUAGAACUGCUUAUUCUCCACAAAAAAUAAUGCUGUAUAAUUGUAUCAUUUUAAAUGCGAUUCUUGAAAUGUUCUCAUGAAAAUAAAUAAUAUUGCAUGUUAAAUAAAUUGUUAAUUGUUAA
Molecule: messenger RNA, 5925 nt
Organism: Episyrphus balteatus (marmalade hoverfly)
Lineage: Eukaryota; Metazoa; Arthropoda; Insecta; Diptera; Syrphidae
Exons: 2
Coding region: 3260-4948 (562 amino acids)
Molecular function (GO): RNA-DNA hybrid ribonuclease activity; nucleic acid binding
Source: RefSeq, a predicted model, not a curated record